AAAUUCCGCAUGAUGGUGGAGGAGAACGCAGCAACCGGCGCCCGGCUGGACGGAGAGCUGGAACGCGCCAGGGGCGAGUGCGCGACUCUUCGGGGCGAGUUGCGUGACGUCCGCGGUGCCUUGCCGACUGUGCUGAACAACAACAACGCGGGAGCAUCGGCCAGCAACGGCAGCGGUAACAGCAACAAUAAUGCCGGUACGGCAACCGCUAGCAAUUCUGGCCAGGAAGCAGAGGCUCAGCAGCAAGAGGACGGCAAGCGGCUGAGCGCCGGCAGUAGCCCGAUCGAGAAAAGGAGCUCGGCCAGUGAUAAAUCGGUCAGCCCCAUCGACAAAAGAACCAGCCCGGUGGACAAGAAGGAUAGAACCAGUCCCGUCGAGCGGCGAGCCAGUCCCAUAGAACGAAGAAAUGGCUCGCCCUGUCGAAGUCCGAGCGAGAAGGCGCGUCGACCGUACGCUCCCGCUCUGGAAAAGACGCGGCUGGGUGGAUCCGGGGGCAGUGUUGACUCUCGAUCGGGCAGCGCCAGUCCGGAUCGGGGAUCGGCCAACCGGAGUGGUUUCCUGCACCGCGGCGGCAGCGACCGCUCCAGCGUGGAGCGGCUCCGGAUAUCCACUAACCGCGACUCCCUGCGAUCCAGCAAGGAGAUGAACGAUCACGACCAGAAGGACGCCGAUAAGGAUCUGGUGGACGGCGAUGUGCGGGGCGACGAGGACAAUGAACCACCCGGACCAGCGCCGGGCAGCAGACCGUCGUCCCCGACUAAUUCUCUCGGAAUUGGCGAUCCUGUGGUGGCGUCUAGACUAUCCAACAUCCACGGCGGCGGUGGUGGACACGCGGAAUUGGCCAGUGCAAGAAGACUGCGAUUGGAAAAUGAGCGACUGGUGGCCGAGGUCGCGAGAUUGAGGAGGCUGUUAUUGAGUGGCGCGUCGCGAGGCGAGGUUGGCGGCGACGAUGCCGCGAUGGAAGAAGAGGCCCGCUUUGUCGCCCUAGAAAUGGAACUGCAACAUGCGAAGGAGGCACUGCAGGCACUGAAAGCUGACCGGAAGCGGCUCAAAGCGGAAAAGUUCGAUCUCCUGAAUCAGAUGAAAGCGCUUUAUGGCACGCUCGAGGAUAAAGAGCGCGAGCUACGCGAUUUUAUACGAAAUUACGAACAGCGGAUGCGGGAGAACGAGGCGACCCUGGGACGUCUUCAGCAGCAAGGAGCGGGCAUGCCGUCAGAGGAACGCGAGCGUGAGAGGGAGAGGGAACGCUGGAGUCUUCUAAGGGCGGCGAGGGACGAGGCCGAUCGAAGCCUGAGCCUCGCGGCUAGUUUGGCCGACAAAGAGGCCGCUCUCUCGCACGCACACGCUACCAUAAAAGAGCUGCAACGUCAGCUGGUGGAACGCGGCGGCGGCGGCGGGGUCUGCCUGAGCGAUCAGGAGUCCCUGGUGUCGUUUCCGCGGGGCAGCGUGAACGGCGCCGCGACGCCCGGCGCCGGCAGCAGCAGCGGCGGCGGCGGCGGCGGUGGCUGUGGUAUCAUCCCCCAUGUGAACUCCCAGCCGCCGUUAGGCAUUACCGAACUCGGUGUAUCCGUGGGUAACGUGGGCGGCGGCGGGGGUGCGGGUGGAUCCUCCGGCCAGGCCGGCGAUCGCGGCAGCUGCAGCGCCGACAGCGGCGUUCGCGGAUCCAGCGAUCGCGAGAGCGGCGGCGCGACCAGCGUCGGCGGAAAUCUCUCGGAUUCCACGACGGACGGCACGCCGACAAUUAUGGUCGAGGGCAGCGGUCUCGACAUGGACAGCAUCUCCGUGGUAUCCUCCGUAGCACCACCCCACAUAUACCAAUCUGCUACCACACCGAAAGAUUGCAGCCCGACGCUGUCGCCGUUGAACGCGUUCUCGAGAUCCAUGGACAAUUCUUCGCUAUCGCGAUCGGUCGAGCAGCUAUCCAGUCCGCUGGAAUCCGAGCCGAGGAGAAACAAGCAGCCACCACCUGUCGUCGCACCUGCCGCGCAUUCGCGAUCGUCCGCCACUCGCGGCGGCACAUGGGGAUCCAUUUCAAGAGUAUUCGCCCGCUCGCGACAUCGGAAGACGGCAAACAGUUCCAGCGGCGGGAGCGCCGGCAAUGAAGGCUCAGACGGCUUUGAUCCAUAUCGAUCGUGGUCGCCGCUCACCGAGGAGGGAUAUGCCGAGAAACUUCGUUUACUCAGGGAAGCAGCCUCCGUGCCGAUGGAACGAUGGCGAGCUCCGACCGUUUUAGCCUGGCUGGAGGUGGCUCUCGGGAUGCCGCAGUACGGUCCGCGAUGCGCUGAGAAUGUCAAAUCGGGCAAGGUCCUACUCGAAUUGAGCGACGCCGAGCUAGAGGCCGGAUUAGGCGUAACUCAUCCGCUUCAUCGAAAGAAACUGCGUUUGGCUAUCGAGGAACAUCGACACCCGAGUCACGUACGAUAUCCCUGCAUCGCCCAGCUAGGUCACACCUGGGUGAGCUCCGAGUGGCUGCCGGAUCUCGGUCUGGCCCAAUACUCGGAGAGUUUCGCCACCAAUAUGGUGGACGCGCGUAUGCUAGAUCAUCUGAGCAAGAAGGAGCUCGAGAAGUUGCUCGGAGUCACGAGGAAGUUUCAUCAGGCCAGCAUCGUCCACGGUAUUCAUCUGCUGCGGAUGCUGAAUUAUGAUCGACAGGCGCUCGCUGUCAGGAGACAUCAAUGCGAGCAGGUUGACACAGAUCCUUUGGUCUGGACGAAUCAAAGGUUCAUUCGGUGGGCGAGGAAUAUCGAUCUCGCGGAAUACGCCGAGAACUUGAAAGACUCAGGUGUGCACGGUGCUCUGGUUGUAUUGGAGCCGUCGUUCACCGGCGACACCAUGGCAACCGCUUUGGGCAUACCGCCGGCUAAGCACAUGAUCAGACGACACCUCACCGCCGAAUUAGAAGCGCUUGUUCUGCCAGCAAGAAGUCAGCUGGAGGUGGUCCCGAGGAACAGCACCGGCGGGGGCGGCCGUCCGAUCAGCACCGCGAGCGCGGGCGGUAGUCUCGGUCGUGGAAGCAGGGCGCUGCACCUACAGCAUCAUCAGAGCUCACUGUCGGCGCUCCACAUGACGGCGAAUCACACCGGCACCGUCGACAGGCGCAGAUCCAGCCUCAGGUUGUCGUGGAGAAGCUCACAGGGAUCCCUGAGCAGAGCAUUCGGUCUCCGGCCUAGAAGCGAGAAGGCAUCGCCGUCGUCGUCCUCGGACACCGGAAGCCUCGCCAGCCAGUACAUGAGCAGCAGCGUCCGCAGCAAUUCGCCACCACCGCCGCAACUGCCGCCGCGGCCGAUGACGGCUGGCGGCGGCAAGCGGCACCGUCGCGUCAAGAGUAUCGGCGACAUCGAGUACAUAAGCACCGCCGCGGUGAGCACCCCGGUCUGACAGGAGGGUAGGCCCCACCAUUCGGGGCCUUAUCGCAGCCUGAGCGAGCGCGGCUACUCCUCCUCGUCGUACUCCUCGUCUCAGUACGGCUCGUACUCGGGCUACAGCAACGUCCUGACGGGCGGCGAUCAGUACCAACAGUAUCAGCAACAAUCCGCCGGCAAUUAUUACCAGCAACUGCAGGGCGGCUAUUACUCGCCGCAGAGUUCCGGGCCGCCGUUCCCGGGUGUGCAGAGAUACGGCAGUCUGGCCGAAGAGACGUGGUCCUCGUGCUCCGCCAAGGGAGACGCCUCGGCGGGCAUCUCGAAGUCUAAUCCUAGGACUUACCUAGCUUAGUUAAUCGCGACAAUGUUGAAGACAGCUCUGUUGAGCGACAGCUUGUUUCUGCGCCCAAGUGUUGCCCUUGAAAAAAAGCGCACACCUGACUCUUCAAGAAUGAAUCUUCUUUAUCGUUUAAAUUUUUUUUUUUCCGGCUUUCAUCGCGCAUGGACUCACAACGAUGACUUAAUGAACAGCCUAUGGGAGGAAAGAUGGUGAAACCAAAUCCUGUUGUGCAUUUGCCGGAGAGUCGAAUGUUAAUCGACGUUGCAAAUGCGGCUCACUAUAUCAGACGCAGACUAUAUAUGACUCAAAGAAUUAAUUAUCGACAAGCUACUAUGAGAAUAUAUCGCUAAAUCUAUAACAAUAAGAUUCUGAGCUUCUGAUGUUUCAUGUUCGGACGUAAGAAUGUUAUGUCGAGGUGACCUGAUCGAAUUUACAGUUAAUUUAACGAAAAGAUCGAUAGGGAUCUCGAUGCCCUCGGAUAAUCAUUAUUGUUACAAUGAGAUUUCAAGUGAUGAAAUAAUCUUGUUAUGAUAACUAUAAUAGAGACAAUACGUUAGCUGGACAAAUGAACCACGAAAGUACGAACGAUUUCGGACACUUUAUGAUUAUAAAUAAAACAAAGUUCUAAUAGAUGAGUAGACGUCGAUGUCAGUUAUCUCAAAACUAUUCUCGAUUACAAAGUAACUAUACGUCGUACAAAUGCUAGGCAGCAUAUCGUGAUGUUAAGAGGCAUAAACGAGUCUGACCAAAUUUUAUGAAUACAUCGAGCCACCGACAUAUGCCGACGAUAUAUCCGAAGUAAACAGAAUAAAGAAUAUAAUUAUGAUCACAUAUAGGUAAGAUUAACAAUAAGCGAAUUAAUAAUGAAAAUUCUUCAGUUCAAUCUAUAUGUAUAUUACGGUGACAAUAUCUCAUAAACGAUUCGCCGGAACAAUUUUUUAUUACUAUCACUGCGAAGGACAUCGCUGUAUCGAGGUAUAUUAUAAUUUAGAUCGUAAUUAUGAACGAGUCGUGUGCGAUACGAUUUAAUCUAAGUGCCAGAAAAAAAAUCGAGUGUGCCUCGUAAUUUGGCACACUGCCGCAACGUACGUUCGGCUUAUUGUGUAUCAUCAUAUUAAUAAGUACAAUCUCCCCAGUGUUCGUAUAUCAUGUUCGCGCGGUCGCAAAGGAAAAAAAAAAGAUGAUAUUUUGCAGAUACUACAUAUAUAUUUAACGUGAUAUUUAUUCGUAGAUUAUAAUUAUUUCUUAAUAUUUAUGCGCGGCUCGCGUUUGAUCAUCAGAUUAUUUGAUUCUAUAUCAACGGGAGAGAAAAGAUCACAGGACCACACAAUAUAAUAUACAUAUUUUAUUGCCGGACAAGUAUUAUCGCCAUUUCGCACAACCGAAACGGCGAAUUAAUACGCUAGAUAUCGUGACAUUCGUGUACCUAAGUAAUUUAUUUAUAUAAAUUAGUUUAGGUAAAUAAUUUAUUUAUAUACUAUAUAUCUAUUUCAUCGCGCGACGCGGUCAAUCCCUCGCUUGAGCGCGGCAAAUACAAGCGUUCGCUUAUGUAUAUUGGUGCGAAUUAACGCGCGAAAUCACAGAUUUCAAUACAAACCGUUGUAAAUGUGCUCAGUAACGUCUGUAUAUAUUUGUGUGAACUGUAUCUAAACAUUUGGAGAAAAAUUAAAUAAACAAUUGCCUUUA
This is a messenger RNA of Linepithema humile (Argentine ant), 5388 nucleotides long. NCBI's taxonomy places the organism in Eukaryota, Metazoa, Arthropoda, Insecta, Hymenoptera, Formicidae. The record is from RefSeq and is a predicted model, not a curated record.